This is a messenger RNA of Aspergillus neoniger CBS 115656, 627 nucleotides long. RefSeq lists its product as uncharacterized. Lineage: Eukaryota; Fungi; Ascomycota; Eurotiomycetes; Eurotiales; Aspergillaceae. Bases 1 to 627 code for a protein of 208 amino acids. The record is from RefSeq and is a predicted model, not a curated record. The transcript is spliced from 6 exons.
AUGGCUAAGUGUGGGUUUACAAGACAACAAAGUGUGGAACAAAUAUGCGAAGGCCCAACGUCUGUAUGCAGCAACGAGCUAGAUGAUCCCAGUAUGGCUGAGAGAAAGAAACCAGGUGUUGUUGAUAUCUCUUCUACUUCUCGUUCGGUCACCGGUAUUAGGACAGAAUAUAGUAGAUCCAUCACAGAGCCAAUGAUGGAGCGCUGCCCUUUGGCCGCGAUUGGUUCCGUUGAUUACCGGGAUACACUACAUAUACGAGCAUGCUAUGGCCAAAUUGUGCUCAUGGAAGCUGGCUCAUGGCAUUUUGAAAUUUCCCUUGAAGAUAUGAAGCAAUCGGUCUUCGGCUGUGCGUUUCUACUAUACCACGGCGGCUUCUUGGGUGACGUUCUAUCUUAUGCUAUAAGAAAUCGGAACAAUGAGCAAUGGAACCCUCUGGCUGGGGGAGAAGAUCUGUGUCCCAUCAUUUUCGGUAAUGGAAUGAAUGGCUCAGCCACCGUCCCGUUUCGAGUCCUCGAAGACACAGUGCCUGGACGUCUGAUGAUCUGGCAAGCCGAGAACCCGUACUAUGAGUACAGGGUUCGCGUCGGCGUGUAUGUUCCUGACGGCAAAUUCAGUUACAGAAGCUAG